This is a messenger RNA of Saccharomyces paradoxus, 1608 nucleotides long. It is a transcript of the gene VAN1, whose product is annotated as Van1p. Gene Ontology annotation, molecular function: alpha-1,6-mannosyltransferase activity. The transcript has a single exon. NCBI's taxonomy places the organism in Eukaryota, Fungi, Ascomycota, Saccharomycetes, Saccharomycetales, Saccharomycetaceae. Gene Ontology annotation, cellular component: mannan polymerase complex. The coding region runs from base 1 to 1608 and encodes 535 amino acids. Gene Ontology annotation, biological process: protein N-linked glycosylation; cell wall mannoprotein biosynthetic process. The record is from RefSeq and is a predicted model, not a curated record.
AUGGGCAUGUUUCUCAAUUUAAGGUCCAGUAUAAAAGAGAAAGCCAUGGACAAUGGACUAAGCCUGCCCAUUUCAAGAAACGGUAGCUCGAACAAUAUCAAGGAUAAACGCUCACAGCAUAACUCCAACUCAUUAAAGGGCAAAUAUAAGUACCAGCCGCGUUCCACACCGUCUAAAUUCCAGCUUACAGUGAGCGUCAUAUCCCUUAUUAUUAUCGCCGUUCUCUCGUUAUAUCUGUUCAUAUCGUUUCUUUCCGGAAUGAACAUCGGUGUAUCCACGCAGAAUGAAAGGUCGCUAUUGGGUUCCUCGAAAUCCUCUGAAAAUUACAAGACAAUCGACUUAGAAGAUGAAGAAUAUUACGACUAUGAUUUUGAGGAUAUUGAUCCUGAAGUGAUUUCAAAAUUUGAUGAUGGUGUGCAACAUUAUCUGAUAUCUCAAUUUGGUUCAGAAGUCUUGACUCCCAACGAUAAUGAAAAAUAUCAAAGAGAACUUAACAUGCUGUUCGAUUCCACUGUUGAAAAAUACGACCUAUCGAAUUUUGAAGGUGCUCCAAACGGAUUGGAAACACGUGAUCACAUUCUUUUAUGCAUUCCACUAAGAAACGCAGCGGAUGUAUUGCCUUUGAUGUUCAAGCAUUUGAUGAACCUGACUUAUCCACACGAACUGAUUGAUCUGGCCUUUUUGGUCAGUGAUUGUUCAGAGGGUGACACCACAUUGGAUGCUUUAAUAGCGUACUCUAGGCAAUUUCAAAAUGGCACAUUGUCCCAGAUUUUUCAAGAGAUUGACGCUGUCAUUGAUUCUCAGACAAAAGGCACCGACAAGUUAUAUCUUAAAUAUAUGGACGAAGGUUAUAUUAACCGUGUCCGCCAGGCAUUUUCACCACCAUUCCAUGAAAACUAUGACAAGCCAUUUAGAUCAGUGCAGAUUUUCCAGAAGGAUUUUGGCCAAGUGAUUGGACAAGGUUUUAGUGACAGACAUGCUGUUAAGGUUCAAGGUAUAAGAAGAAAAUUAAUGGGAAGGGCAAGAAAUUGGUUAACUGCCAACGCUUUGAAACCAUACCACUCAUGGGUUUAUUGGAGAGAUGCUGAUGUAGAGCUUUGCCCCGGGUCAGUUAUUCAAGACUUGAUGAGCAAAGACUAUGACGUUAUUGUCCCCAACGUUUGGAGACCACUACCUACAUUCUUGGAAAGUGAGCAACCAUACGAUUUGAAUUCUUGGAUGGAAUCUCAGGAGGCAUUGGCAUUGGCAAAAACGCUUGACGAAGAUGAUGUUAUCGUAGAAGGCUAUGCAGAAUAUCCAACGUGGAGGGUUCACUUGGCCUAUAUCAGAGAUGCGGAAGGUGAUCCAAAUGAAGUGGUAGACUUGGAUGGUGUUGGGGGAGUUUCUAUCCUAGCAAAGGCCAAAAUAUUUAGAAAUGGGGUACAGUUUCCUGCAUUUACUUUCGAAAAUCAUGCAGAAACAGAAGCGUUUGGUAAGAUGGCAAAGAAAAUGGGGUAUAGAGUUGGUGGCUUACCGCAUUAUACUAUUUGGCAUAUUUAUGAACCAAGCGAUGACGAUUUGAAGGAAAUUGCAGCAAGGGAAAGAGAGAAGAGAAGACAAUCAGAGUAA